Messenger RNA from Penaeus chinensis, 1447 nucleotides. Its product is annotated as caskin-1-like. The record is from RefSeq and is a predicted model, not a curated record. Bases 70 to 1422 code for a protein of 450 amino acids. Gene Ontology annotation, molecular function: protein binding. The transcript is spliced from 5 exons. Lineage: Eukaryota; Metazoa; Arthropoda; Malacostraca; Decapoda; Penaeidae.
CGUGAACUCUCGCCUACAUGACAGCUGCCCACACGCCCACCUCGCUCUCCCCCCGCGAUUUCGGAAUUAAUGUUAGGCCGUUCCUCGUCUGCCCCCUUGUGUAGAUCCGCGUCCUGCAAGAACACACCACAGCCGCAGGAGUCGACAGAGGAGACGUCAGGUGACCGCGAGAGGAGCAGCAGCGCGGGAUGCCUUCUGUGCGCGUCGGAGGAAGUGCCUGAAGUAGGAGGCAGAGGAGGUUCCUCCGCGAAAGGCGAUCAGUGCAGGCGCGAGCGACCUGUCUCCGCGUGGGGCGUCGGCUACAAGAGCGAGGCUGACCUUCCCGACGCCGUCGCCGAGUGCUUCGAGGACGCGCCGCUCCUGGCCAGGCUCCAGACGCGCCUUUACUCGCUUGUGGGGCGCGCCAGCAGUAAAACAAAAUCCUGCACAAGCGCUAAGUGCCCUUCCGUCCCCAGGUACCGCUUGCACAAGGGCCUCGCCCCGCCGGCCAUGCCCCUCGACGCCCUCCGCAGGAAGGUGAAGGAGGCCAAGCACCGCCUCCUGCACCACCCCCCGUCCCCCUCCCCCUCGUCCUCGUCGUCCUCGUCCCCCGCGACGACGAAGGGGGGGUCGACCCCCGACACUUUGAGAUACCCCCCGGACUCCCCCGCGUCGCGCCUCUCGAGCCCCGGCCUCAUCACCCCGUGCGACACCCUGGGCAAGCGGCGGCGCCCCCAGUCCCCCGGGGGAGGAGGCCCUGUAGGGGGAGGCUGCUCCUCGCUGCAGCACUACUGGGGGGGUGAGGCGGGGGGCGGCGAGGAGGAGAUCGAGCUCCUGCAGCAGUACCUCAACCUGCAGCAGCUGGCCGUUUCGAGGAAACACUCGGCGCAGCUGCGAAGGAUCCGGGAUUCCCUUCUCGCCCGCGUCAGGAGCCGGCCGUCGUCCAUGAUCAAGCCCGCGGGCGGCAAUGACAUGAGCUGCGUCACGCCCGCGGUCCUCACCUCGCCCGCCCACACGCCCGCGAAGGACCGGCAGGCGCUAAGGAACUUCCUGCUGGACAUUGGAUUCGUCCAGUAUUACUCCCUGCUCAACAGACAUGGAUAUGACCUCGCGUCGGCAGCGCACAUGGAUUCCCUCGACCUCGCCAGCGUGGGAAUCACUGAGCCGCUUCACCGAAUGGCUGUCAAAUAUGAGCUGGACCUUGUCAAGCAGCCCCCCGCCAUCCCCGACGCCGUCCCGGAGACCUGCCAGGAGUGGCUGACCUCGCUCGGCCUGCAGGAGUACGUCGAGAACUUCCACCAGAACGGCAUCUACUGCCCCCUCGCCGCGCUCGGCCUGUCCAAGCGCGACCUGCAGGUUAUGGGCGUCUACAUGCUCGGCCACAGGAAGAAGAUCCUGCUGGCGAUCGCAGGUCUGAAGGAGGCUUUGCUGAGGAAGGACUGAGGGGAAGGAGGUGGAGGAGGAGGAG